AUGGACCAAUCCCACUAUAUUCGCACGCAAGAAUACACAUCUACCCCGCGGUAUCCGAGCACCAGCUCCCCCGCGUUAAGCAACUUCUACGGAUUCAGCGGCGCGGGGGAAACAGACACAGUAAUCGUGGACACAAAGUCGCUAGACCGAUCAACGCACGAAUUCGCCGAAGGCGAGUUCGUCUGCACGAACUUCUUCAACCGCGUCAAUCUAGGCGGGUUCACGCGCCGCUUCAACUCCUCCAAUGGAGCUACGAAAUGCGCCGGCAGGCGCAGUCCAUUCUGCCUUUCUUAUCACUGGGUCCUUCUUCGUGUUUACGGGACCGCGAUUACAUUCGCAGCGCGUCUUGUUUCUGGUGAUAAAGCUGCUGCAGAGUUAGGCAUUAUGGCGGAUACGAUCGACGUGCUCGAUAAUCAAGAGUUGAUCUCUGCUUUUCCGCGUGCUAUCCGCCGUAUCAAUGAUCACCUCGCUGGCACAGAUACGGAUCCUAACUCCAUGGCCUCGGAAGACCAUCAUAAGAGGAAGGUAUUGGUGUUCUGUGAAUCGGGGAAUGAACGUUCAGCCGGUGUUGUCAUCGCCUACAUCAUGGUCAUGCUCAAUGUCGACGUUGUCGAAGCUAUCCACAUGAUCCAGCAGCGUCGGUUCUGUUCUUCCAUCGAGGAUCCGAUGAAGCGUAUCCUGGAGGCCUUUGGCUCGAUUUUAUCUGCAAAGCGUGAUGUCGAACGGUCUAGGCAUGUUGCUGCUCCGCGUGGAGCUGCGACUCUGGCGCCUCCGUCUCCGCCGCAGGUUCUUACGAAGAAGAGGAGUUUCCAGGAUCAUAGAGAUGAUGACCUUGCUCUUGGGGACGGGGAGAUGGAUGUUGAUGGGGUAGAGGAUGCUUGGUUUUCUGAGCGGAAGCCGAAUGCUCCAUUCCAAGACCGCAUUGUGUGA
Penicillium canescens is the source of this 930-nucleotide messenger RNA. Its product is annotated as dual specificity protein phosphatase family protein. The record is from RefSeq and is a predicted model, not a curated record. Bases 1 to 930 code for a protein of 309 amino acids. Gene Ontology annotation, molecular function: protein tyrosine/serine/threonine phosphatase activity; F-box domain binding. Gene Ontology annotation, biological process: dephosphorylation; negative regulation of SCF-dependent proteasomal ubiquitin-dependent catabolic process; regulation of ERK1 and ERK2 cascade. Gene Ontology annotation, cellular component: nucleoplasm; cytoplasm. The transcript has 2 exons. NCBI's taxonomy places the organism in Eukaryota, Fungi, Ascomycota, Eurotiomycetes, Eurotiales, Aspergillaceae.